AUGGAAUUAAUCGGUGUCUGGCCUGAACCGACUAGAACCGACGAACGAUUGCCAAACUCUAAAGUCCUAUUUUCCAUGUCCCUAAUAUUUCUAUUUGGAAUUUUACCGGAGAAUGCGAAUCUAUAUUUCGUAUCAGGAAAUAUUGAUCUGGUGAUGGAAUAUCUAACGAUGACUAAUGUACCUGCUAUAAACGCGACGAUAAAAUUUAUCUUCGCUUGGUAUUACAAGGAAUCUUUGAAGCCCGUCAUCAAAUGUUUCUACGAUGAUUGGUACAGGGUGAAGACGGAAGAGGAAAAAGCACUGAUGCUGAAGAUGGCUAAACCUGCCAAAUUUAUUUCUAUGUGGUGUUCGAUGUUGAGCUUCAUGAUGCUCGUUGCAUACCACAUCCUUCGAAUAUAUACGAUCUCCCGAACAGACAGAGCAAGCGUGAGCCGGGAUCGCUUGAUCAUAUAUCCUGCAUAUUUUCCUUUUGACGUUCGACCAACAUGGAGAUUGUUAAUAGUCAAUUUUGCUCAACUGAUGGCGGGAUAUUCAGCUACUAUUGCUUAUACUACGGUCGACACUUUCAUUGCAAUGUUGAUCAUGCAUAUUUGCGGACAAUUUGCGAUUUUAAAGAAGAAAUUAUUAAGGUUGAUGGACAAUGACAGACAGACUGAAAGCACGAAUGAGUUUCAAAAGGAGCUGGCUGGGAUUAUCAACAAACACGAGCAACUGAAUGGGUGA
Molecule: messenger RNA, 723 nt
Organism: Frieseomelitta varia
Lineage: Eukaryota; Metazoa; Arthropoda; Insecta; Hymenoptera; Apidae
Exons: 2
Coding region: 1-723 (240 amino acids)
Biological process (GO): sensory perception of smell; detection of chemical stimulus involved in sensory perception of smell
Cellular component (GO): plasma membrane
Molecular function (GO): odorant binding; olfactory receptor activity
Source: RefSeq, a predicted model, not a curated record